AUGACUCUCUCUCUCUCUCUCUCUCUCUUUCUCUAUAAGUAUAUGGCUAAGGUCAUCCUGGGUGUAGAUCAAAGAAAAUGGCUAGCAUUCCACGAGUGCCGAUUGGCUCGUCUACGCUACCUCUUCUGGGCUUUGGGACGGCCGUAUUUCCGUUUGCUGCAUCAGAAACCAUGAAAGAAUCCAUUCUCCAUGCCAUCAAACUGGGCUACAGACACAUCGACGCCGCUUCUGUUUACAACUCGGAGCAGCCCCUGGGUGAAGCCAUUACCGAAGCCUUAGGCCUUGGCCUAAUCAAAUCAAGGGAAGAGCUAUUCGUCACCUCAAAGCUUUGGUGCUCCGAUGCCCAUCCUCACCUAGUCCUCCCUGCACUCAGCAAAACUCUCAAGAAUCUUGGGUUGGAAUACCUUGAUCUCUACCUCGUUCAUUUUCCGGUGAGCUUGAAGCCAGGGAGUUAUGUGGUUCCUUUCGAUAAAACGGAGCUGCUUCCCAUGGAUUUCAAGUCCGUCUGGGAAGCCAUGGAGGUAUGUCAUAGCCUCGGCCUCGCAAAAUCCAUAGGAGUAAGCAACUUCUCUUGCAAGAAGCUUCAGGACUUGCUCGCCACCGCUAAGAUUCCUCCGGCUGUCAAUCAGGUGGAGAUGAGUCCGCGAUGGCAGCAGAAGAAGCUGAGGGAGUUCUGCAAGGGAAAGAAUAUCCAUGUGACAGCAUACUCUCCUUUAGGGGGCAGAGGAACUGUGUGGGGAACUAACGAAGUCCUUGGUUCUAAGAUUCUGCAAGAGAUUGCUCAGGCGAAAGGAAAAACAGUUGCUCAGAUUUGUUUGAGGUGGGUUUUGGAGCAAGGAGCGAGUGUUGUUGUGAAGAGCUUUAACGAGGAGAGGAUAAAAGAAAACAUGGAGAUAUUGGACUGGGAAUUAAGCUCUGAAGAGUCCCAAAAGAUUGAUCAACUUGAACAGCAGAAAGGGUUUCCGGGGGACAUGUUUGUGUGGGAGGAAGGCCCCUACAAAUCUAUAGAGGAGUUUUGGGACGGAGAAAUCUAGUGGAGCAACGUCUGUCUUUUCCCUCUUGUUUUGUAAUAAAAUGCCACUGCAACAACUUGAGUUCUAUGUUUUUUUCUGUUAUUUGCAAUGAAUAAUUCAACACCCAA
This is a messenger RNA of Vitis vinifera (wine grape), 1141 nucleotides long. Its product is annotated as non-functional NADPH-dependent codeinone reductase 2. Gene Ontology annotation, molecular function: aldose reductase (NADPH) activity. The record is from RefSeq and is a predicted model, not a curated record. NCBI's taxonomy places the organism in Eukaryota, Viridiplantae, Streptophyta, Magnoliopsida, Vitales, Vitaceae. The coding region runs from base 78 to 1034 and encodes 318 amino acids. Gene Ontology annotation, cellular component: cytosol. The transcript is spliced from 4 exons.